GCAAGCAGCAGCUGGAGAAAACCAACGCAGAGCUCGAACAGAGGGUCGCCGACCUCGGCCGUGACAAGGCAAAGCUGAGCUCCGAAAUCGAGGACGUCCUGAACAAAUCCUCUGAACUCCGGGUCGGCGCUGAGCAGCGCCAUGAGCAGAUGGCGGAAGCUCACCGAGGCGUUGUCACAGGGUUGCAGAACGACCUGGAGCUCGAGCGGCAGCAGCGAUUAAAGGUCGAAGAAGAAAGGGCAGCCUUGGAGGAG
Molecule: messenger RNA, 254 nt
Organism: Symbiodinium necroappetens
Lineage: Eukaryota; Dinophyceae; Suessiales; Symbiodiniaceae
Source: the annotation of a GenBank genome assembly